AGUUUGGAAGAUGCCUCGGUACGAUGAUCGUUACGGGAACACUCGUCUUUACGUUGGACACUUAUCAUCCAGAACUCGAACCAGAGACCUUGAACGCCUUUUCAACAGAUACGGAAGAGUGCGAGAUGUGGAUAUGAAGCGGGACUAUGCUUUUGUUGAGUUUAGUGAUCCUCGUGAUGCUGAUGAUGCAAGACAUUACUUGGAUGGACGAGACUUUGAUGGAAGUCGCAUCACUGUGGAGUUUUCAAGAGGGGCACCUCGUGGCUCUCGGGAUUAUGACAGCAGAGGCCCACCUCCUGGAUCUGGUCGCUGCUUUAACUGUGGUGUGGACGGUCAUUGGGCUCGAGACUGCACCGCAGGGGACUGGAAGAACAAGUGUUACCGCUGUGGGGAAAGAGGACACAUUGAGAGAAAUUGCAAGAACAGUCCCAAGAAGCUUAGGAGGAGUGGAAGCUACUCCAGGUCACCAGUAAGAUCACGUUCUCCUCGUCGUAGAAGAAGCCCAAGCCGUAGCAGGAGUCUUAGCCGAAGCCGAAGCUACAGCCGAUCAAGAUCCCCUGUGAAAAGAAGGGAGAGGAGUGUAGAAGAUAGAUCUCGCAGUCCAAAGAGAAUGGAGGACUCUCUAUCUCCAAGAGGCAGAGACCGUAGUCCUAUUAUGGAUGAUGAAGGUAGCCCGAGGAUCAUAGACGGGAGCCCUCCGCCAUCUCCAAAGCUUGAAAAGCAAGACCAUGAUGGUGGUAGCCCUCAAGACAAUGGGAAUGGCAGUCCUGUUGUGGGACGCGACAGCCCGAGGGAGGACAGAAGCCCCGUUGAUGAUGAUUACGAGGCCAACCGUGCUUCCCCUAGAGGAAGCGAGUCUCCUUAACUUUGAUGGCUCAUGGCCUCAGGUCACAGGUGCUCGCAUGUUGUACUAUUUAAUCAGACUGUCCCAGAUAUUUACUUUAUGUAUGCUUGCUUUGGAUCUUCUUGUUGUCAGGAUUUUUUUUUUUAUACAUUUGAGAUGAUGGUUAAACUUGUAUGACAUUUAAUGGUUGGAUUUUCAUUCAGACAAUUUUUGUUGAAAGUAGGGAUUUUCUUCUGUCGUUUCUUCAUGUUUGAAUACUCCACU
This is a messenger RNA of Eruca vesicaria subsp. sativa (arugula), 1108 nucleotides long. The record is from the annotation of a GenBank genome assembly. Lineage: Eukaryota; Viridiplantae; Streptophyta; Magnoliopsida; Brassicales; Brassicaceae.